Messenger RNA from Notodromas monacha, 2219 nucleotides. Lineage: Eukaryota; Metazoa; Arthropoda; Ostracoda; Podocopida; Cyprididae. The record is from the annotation of a GenBank genome assembly.
UCCUUUCAUACAUUUUUUAUUACUCCUUCUUGAAUUGAAUUCAUCUGCCACUACUUUAAACAAAAGAUAUAUUUGUAUGUAGAUCAUGUUCCUCAAAUAUGUGGUUUUAUCAACACGGAGCAAACAAUGUGUUUCAAGCGUUCAAUACCGUGGGACUUUAAAGCUUGCUGGAGAAAGAAAUUUUUACACUACUGUAUAUUCACACAGAAAUACUCAACUUCCCCGUAAACUACUGUUUGAAUUCUUGGAUCUUUUCACUCAUCAACUAAAUGUAGAAUGCGCACAAAUCCUGAUCAACCAAUGCGGACAAAGGGAUUUCGAAGUUGUGAAAGAUAAAUCACGAGUCAAAUCAAUAGAACAGUGCUGCGUGUAUGGUUUGAAGUGUUAUGAUUUAUUGAUGGGUGUUGAUUUACAGGGAAACAAGGAUGAAUGACGAAGCUCUUGGAAACUAGAUGUUUUCCAUUCAUCGAUUUCUGACUCAAUUAUCGUUUACUAUCAUUUCCGUCCUUUGUGACCGAAAACGUGAAUUUCAUAUCUUAAAAUUUGUAAGAAAAAAGUGUACUUCUUUUAAAUUAGGGUGGGUAUAACCGCAUUUUCAAUGUGUGCUUCACGGAAAAUACGAGGAGCUCUUUCAACCGGCAGCUGCUGGAAUUGGCGACUGUUGCUGAUGAUUGUAGCUUUCCUCUUUGCAACACUUAUAUUAGUUAAUUAUCUCAAUGAUGGAUCUGUCAGUUCUCACCAAAAUAACCUGGAAAACCAACCGUGCCAGAUCGUCCAAAGGAGCAAGACAAACCUGAAGAAACUGGAUUUGAACAGAUUAAUUCCCAACAUGACAGCAAACCAGUAUUUUAUCCCACUCACGCCGGAAGCAAAGAUAAUAAACUCGAAGCUGGAUCUGAGCCCUUUCAGUCCCAAAAAGGAUAAAGCGAAAAAUGCCAUUUACAUGAUGGAAACAUCCGGCAGACAAUUGCUGAGUGCCAAACAGCUUUGCAGUGUGGAGUCUGCAGCAAGGCACCACCCCAGCAAAACAUUAGUGCUAUUAGUUACCGCAAAUGCUAUAGUGUAUCCAACUCUCAUCACAUUGCUCCUGAAUAAACACGAGAACAUCAUCGUGAGAAAAAUAGAUGUCGGAAGGUUCCUCAGCACAUCGCCUUUGAAACAGAUGGAUAUCGAGAACACCUUGAAGAAGAGCAAGUAUGUCACAGAGCAUGCCAGCGACUUGAUGAGGUUUGCACUUUUGCACGAGUAUGGUGGAAUUUUUUUGGACCUUGAUAUGAUAGUACUCAAGAAACUGCCCGAAGUUGCCAACGGUGUGGCCACUGCCAAUAAUGGAACGUUUCUCAACCCUGCUUUCAUCGCAUUUGAAAAGGACCACCCAGUUCUCCUGGACUGCAUGAACCACAUUUCCAAGAGGUUCAGCGUGAGUAGGUUCAACGGAAAUGGCCCGGUCAAAAUCACAGAGGCCAUGAGGCGUUGGUGCAACGUGACCACUUUACAGCCCGGAAUGAACUGUUCCAACGUACUUCUGUACCCCGUUGACAACUUCACACACCUCAGAUGGGGGAUCGCGGAAAACGCAUUUGAUGAAAGUCCUUCCGUCUCUGACCAAUUAGUUGAAACUCUCGAAUCAAGGGCGUAUGUUUUUCAUUAUUACAACGAUAGGACGCGUGUCAUUGAUGCCAAUAUUACUGGGAAUUCUGCUGUUGCUCGACUGGCGAGGAAACAUUGUCCCUUGGUUGCCGGGUUCUCUGGGGAUUGGCUCUGGGGGUUUCACGACCCCGGCAAGGGAUUCCAGUGAUGAUACUUUAUAUUCGUGUCCUCUGCUCAAAUGUGUCGAGGGCUGUUGGAUAUCUACGCGUUUUCGCUUUUGAUAAUGAUCGCCCUGUAAUCAUCACGUGAAAAAGAAAACUGAAAAUGAUUUUCAACAUUGAAUUGGUAUAAAUUAACGACUGAUGGAACUUGAACAUUGAAAAAAGGCUCUUAAUUCAGCUUAUAAAAUUCGCGAAGUAAUUGAGAAAAUUCUUUCGAAGUGUACGUGAACAGGUGUAACAACUUUUGCGAUAUGUCGCCUUUUAAAACUCUGCGAGAAAUAAAUGAGGGCCUCAUCUUACACUAUACUCAAUCAUGUCUCUCAAUAAUAUGCAAUAGAAUGGAGAGAAAAGUGUGAGACAAAUAUUAAUGGAAUUCGGGAACAAUAAAGACCGGUGUUUUUCAUCCAA